Messenger RNA from Cladocopium goreaui, 816 nucleotides. The record is from the annotation of a GenBank genome assembly. NCBI's taxonomy places the organism in Eukaryota, Dinophyceae, Suessiales, Symbiodiniaceae.
AUGGAGCCGUGGAUCCUGGUGGAUCGUGUCGCAUCAGGCCAAGCCGAGGCCGAGACAGGCCAAUGGGUCGCCGUGACCUGUGAUCCCCAGAUGGCCAUCACAGCUAGCUUAGCUGACUGGGCUAUGAUAUUUCAAGCUUUUGGAGAUGUGACUUCGAUCGACAUGACCAGAUGCAAGACAGACUGUGUUGUUUCUGUUCGGUAUAUGACUGAAGAAUCUGCCAGUGCCUUGCGGACUCAGCUUGUUGCCGGACACUGGAGGCCAAGCCAUAUUCGGCCAGACCAAUGGCUUUCACAAAGCCAAACCGUAGAACGUUUCCCGCGCGGGAGUCCUCAGGAGCGUGAGCAUCUGGAGGUGAAAGAGCAGCGGUUGCAACGGGGAGAGGAGCACCGUCGUACCGUCAUGGUGGGCCAAAUCCCACGAAGUUGCGAUGCCAUUCAGAUCCUGGAUGCUUUGCACAGUCUUGGCCUCAUGCGGAGGCUUUGCUUCUUUUACCUCCCCGUGGAUCGUGCGCGGCGGCGGCAUUGCGGUUACGCAUUCAUCGAGUUCAAUGACCCAAUGGAUGUAUUGAGCUUACAUCAGUCCUUGCCGACACUGGUGCGGAUGUUAUGUAGAAACAACGAACGACCGAUGCAUGUGCACUUUGCACGAAUACAAGGCUGGAGGACUUUCAUUCGAACGAUGGUGAAUGACUUGAACUUCAUUUUCGAGCCCAACGCCAACAUUCGGCCGCAAUUAUUUUUGCCGCAAAGCAGGCUCCCGAAACAAGCAAGCCUCCACGAUCUUCUAUUUCCCUCGAGCAGUAUCAUGCUGUGA